Messenger RNA from Penicillium taxi, 1032 nucleotides. RefSeq lists its product as uncharacterized. The annotation marks the transcript as partial. The record is from RefSeq and is a predicted model, not a curated record. Gene Ontology annotation, molecular function: alpha-galactosidase activity. The transcript is spliced from 4 exons. Gene Ontology annotation, biological process: carbohydrate catabolic process. NCBI's taxonomy places the organism in Eukaryota, Fungi, Ascomycota, Eurotiomycetes, Eurotiales, Aspergillaceae.
ACUUUCGGUACAGAAGAUAAGGUCUCAAUCUUGAUUGUGCAUCUUUAUGAUAACCAUAGCUCCGUUGCGGCGGAUCUAUCGUAUUCGGUCUUUCCUAAGCACAACAUAAUUAUGCGUAGUGUAAACAUCACUAACCAUAGCAAGGGUAAUAUAACGGUCGAAUCGCUAGUCAAUAUGAGUGUGGACUUCCCAUAUGAGGACAUGGACAUGAUCAGCCUUCGGGGAGACUGGGCAAGGGAAACACAGCCUUUGGGAGCACUACUGGCUAUGCUUCUCACCUUCAUAAUCCAUUCCUUGCUAUUAUGGACCCCGCCAGUACAGAAUCCACUGGGUUUCUCACUGGUCUAUUCGGGAUCCUUCGCUAUCGAUGUUGAGAAAGGUUCUCAGGGCUUUACACGUGCUCUCAUUGGAGUCAAUCCCAGUCAGCCAUCCUGGUUAUUGGGCCCUAGCGAGUCUCUUAUCUCCACUGAGUGCGUCGCUGUUUAUUCGGAUAAUGGAGUUGGCAGGAUGUCUCGCUCGCUUCACAACCUCUAUCAGAAGAACGUCAUCAAGAACAAGUUUGCAACAAAGGACCGGCCUGCUUUCUUGAAUAGUUGGGAAGGGCUGGGUGAUACAUUCAAUGAGUCUACUAUCUAUCGAUUGGCCAAGGAUUCGGCCGCACUUGGCAUCAAGCUUUUCGUUUUGGAUGAUGGCUGGUUCGGUGAUAAGUACCCUCGUACCUCUGACGAGGCCGGGCUGGGCGACUGGGUUCCGAAUCCCAAACGUUUUCCUGAUGGCUUGACUCCUACCGUGGAUAAAAUCACAACUCUUAAAGCUGCUAAUACCUCCACCAAUCUGUGCUUUGGACUAUGGUUCGAACUCGAAAUGGUGAACCCGAAAUCGACUCUAGUGGCGUUGCAUGCCGGACCUUACCCUCGCAAAGAAGCUCACAACCAAUUUUUUUUGAAUAUUGCUUUACCUAAGGUCCAAGAUUUCAUCAUCAACUCUGUCUCUAAUAUUCUGAACAGCUCCGAUAUCAGUUAUGUCAAGUAG